AUGGUUGAUAUUUAUGGUACAACAUCUGUUAAGACAUUAAUAUUUGGUUAUAAUUAAGGACAUACAUUCAAUGUAGUUUAAGAUGCUAAUAAUGUUUUGAUAACAGUGAGUGGAGCUAAUGUAUAAUAAAUUAAUUUUGCAAUUAUGGCCUUUGAUGAUACUAUAAUAAAUAAUUCAUAUCAAACCAUUUUUGAAUAAUACAUUUAAUUGUUAAUAUUAUCAAUUGAAUUAUCUACUAGAACACCUUUACGAUUUAUAAAUCAAUAUUGGAAGUUGUAUCCUUUAUCAAUUACUGGGACAUUUGAAGCAUUAACUGAAUAAAUAGGAGGGUAUUAUAUAAAUACAGGAACAAAUGCAAUAAAUAGUAAAUAUCCUUUUGAUGUUUCACAUAAGAUUAGCACAAAUCUCAAAUAAAAUAUUAUAUAUACUAAUGGAUAUUUAGUAAAUGGAGAUUCUGCCUUUGGUAAAUUAACUAAAUACUUUACAUAAGCUAAUGAUAAAUUUAUUUUAGGAGCAUAAUUAAACAAUAUUCAAUACAUAUCAAUUUCAAUUACUUCAACAGAUACAUUUGUGUCUUGUUCAUAAUCAGAAUAUAUAUAUUAUGAUAUAUAUGCAUAUAUAAGUUAGUGUAAGAGGACUGAAUUCUAAAUAUAUUAAAUAUUUAUUAUAAAUUUGAAUGAAUAUGAUAGCUCUAUUGCAUUAUAACAAAGUAGUACUGAAGUGAAGAUAGCCAAUAUUUAAAAAGUCAGAUAAUUGUAUUAUUUAAUGGUAGUAUCUAAAAGUUCUAAUAAUUUGAAUACUAAUGCAAUAAUAUAGGAUAUCUAUUAAGGAAUAUUAAAAUCGACUGGAUUUUUUGGCUUUGAUUUUUAGUGUUUGACUUACAAUGAUGAUCUAUAAUGUGAUACAUAUAGAAAUGGAUAUAAGACAUCUAUGAGCAAUGAAUUUGAUGNAAUAACUAUAUCAAAUUAUAUUGGUCAAUUAUAUUGGUAAGGUAGAGCAUUUGAAUGCAUCCCAUAUCUUAAAAAUGUUAAAUAAACAUUUUUGGAAAAUCAUCAAUUUUUACUUGAAGCUAUACCAACUAAUUUAUUACCAUUAAAAGUGACUGAUGGAUCCAAUUAUAUUGCUACAGCAUUCUCUUCAAGUAAAUUUACUGCAAAUAGUGCAUUAAUUUAAUUAAAUAAUGUAAAUAUCAAUUAUUAAACAGCUUCUAUAUAAUAUGAUAGUAAUGGAUUUUCAUAUUUUACUGUUUAAUUUCCAGAAAUAUUAGUAUUUGGAUUACAAAUGUAAACAUAAUUUACAUUCAAUCAAUUUACUAUUUAACAUUUUAUUACUAGUGGAUAUUAAAUUAAUAAUUAAUAACUUACUUAUUCAAGUAAUUAUGGUUAAUUUAUUGGAUAUAUGGUUGAUAUUUAUGGUACAACAUCUGUUAAGACAUUAAUAUUUGGUUAUAAUUAAGGACAUACAUUCAAUGUAGUUUAAGAUGCUAAUAAUGUUUUGAUAACAGUGAGUGGAGCUAAUGUAUAAUAAAUUAAUUUUGCAAUUAUGGCCUUUGAUGAUACUAUAAUAAAUAAUUCAUAUCAAACCAUUUUUGAAUAAUACAUUUAAUUGUUAAUAUUAUCAAUUGAAUUAUCUACUAGAACACCUUUACGAUUUAUAAAUCAAUAUUGGAAGUUGUAUCCUUUAUCAAUUACUGGGACAUUUGAAGCAUUAACUGAAUAAAUAGGAGGGUAUUAUAUAAAUACAGGAACAAAUGCAAUAAAUAGUAAAUAUCCUUUUGAUGUUUCACAUAAGAUUAGCACAAAUCUCAAAUAAAAUAUUAUAUAUACUAAUGGAUAUUUAGUAAAUGGAGAUUCUGCCUUUGGUAAAUUAACUAAAUACUUUACAUAAGCUAAUGAUAAAUUUAUUUUAGGAGCAUAAUUAAACAAUAUUCAAUACAUAUCAAUUUCAAUUACUUCAACAGAUACAUUUGUGUCUUGUUCAUAAUCAGAAUAUAUAUAUUAUGAUAUAUAUGCAUAUAUAAGUUAGUGUAAGAGGACUGAAUUCUAAAUAUAUUAAAUAUUUAUUAUAAAUUUGAAUGAAUAUGAUAGCUCUAUUGCAUUAUAACAAAGUAGUACUGAAGUGAAGAUAGCCAAUAUUUAAAAAGUCAGAUAAUUGUAUUAUUUAAUGGUAGUAUCUAAAAGUUCUAAUAAUUUGAAUACUAAUGCAAUAAUAUAGGAUAUCUAUUAAGGAAUAUUAAAAUCGACUGGAUUUUUUGGCUUUGAUUUUUAGUGUUUGACUUACAAUGAUGAUCUAUAAUGUGAUACAUAUAGAAAUGGAUAUAAGACAUCUAUGAGCAAUGAAUUUGAUGCAUCAUAAAAUUUAGUUAAUGAUGUGUAGAAUAUGAAUGGAAAGAAGUGUAAUUACUUUAAUUUUGAUAAUGCUGUUACUAUUCUCAAAAAUUAUAAAAAUACAUUAGAUACUUUGAUAAAUAAUUAGAUUUAAAGUUUCAUUUUACCAAUUUUAUCAGAUAAUUAUUAUCAAUAUGAUGCAUUAAUUAUAGGUAAAUUAACUUCGUCUUCACAACCUACCACUUAUAUCGAUGUACCUCAAUAAAGUGCAAGUGAAGUUUAAAAAACUACUCCAUAAUUUUUUGGAGCAUAAUCUCAACUUUAUUAGUUUACAAAUAAUGCUGUAUCUUUGACACUUAUUGAAACUAGAAUCGACGAGAUAAUUAUUUUUAAUAAGCUUAUUCCGAGUAAUAAUGGAAAAUUAGAUGUUUCAACAUCAUUCUUUAGUGAUUAUGGAAUUGUAUUUUAAUCAAUUUGCUACACUACUUAUGAUUCUUAAAUAUUUCCAAAUACAUAUGAAUGUUUUAUUAGACCUUUAAAUACAAAGUUUGAUUAAAUCAACACAAUUAUCACACCUCCACUUAAAGACUUAACUUACAAAAUACAACAAUAAGAUAACAUAUUUAUAAUUUAUUUGGUUUUUGCAGAUUUUGGAACUGCCCCAUAAACAAGUUAAGUUAUUUAAUAAAUCAGUCAGUAGGUUUAUUCUUAAAUAUUGAAUUCAGUAUAAAAUGAUCAAUGUAAAUGUUGGGGUAGAUAUAGAUAAAAGGAAAAUAAUUGUAGAUGCUAAGAUGGAUAUUAUCCACCAGCAGAUACAUCAUUUGGAUUACUUGAUUGCUAACCUUGUGAUUACAAAUGUCUAACGUGUUAAUUUACUAAAACAUAAUGUAUAAGUUGCCCAUUGAAUUCAAAUAGAGUAUUAGACUUGGUUUCUUAUACUUGUGAAUGCAAAUAAGGUUAUUUGGAAUUAGGAGUUAUUUUAUGUAGUCCAUGUCACUAUUCUUGUGGAAAAUGUAAUGCAUUACCUCAAAAAUGUACUGAAUGUGACAUUCUACAUCAUAGGACUUGGGAUAAUGUAAAUUUUCUAUGUUAUUGUAAUGAUGGAUAUUAUGAUGAUGGAAGCAAUUCAAUUUGUGCAAAAUGUGAUCAUAGUUGUAGUAAAUGUAAUUAAGCAGGAAAGAUCUGUUAAGCUUGUGUUUUAUCUGUAUUUAGAACUCAAUAGGCAGAUAAUACAUGUCCAUGUGAUGCUGGAUAUUAUGAUGAUGGUGCUAAUUCUUUAUGUUAACCUUGUGAUUAUACUUGUUAUACAUGUGUAGAUACUCCAACUAAAUGCACUGAUUGUAAAGUAAACUCGCAUAGAUGGUUAUCUAAUAAUGAGUGUAUUUGUGAUACUCAUUAUUAUCAUGUAAAUCUACUUUGGGAUUGUUAACAAUGUUCAAUUUAUUGUAAAAAUUGUACUGGGCCUGCAAGAACAGAGUGCAACGAUUGCUAAGCUAUUUAGAAUAGAGAAUUAAUUGUUACAAGUUGUGAGUGUUUAGCUGGAUAUUUUAAAGAUUCCUUAGAUUCUAUAAUAUGCCCAUAAUGCGAUUACUAAUGUAAAACUUGCAAGGUGAUGAGCAAUUAAUGUUAAUCUUGUGAACCAACAUAUAAUAGAUUAUUUGAUUCUUUUAAUAAGAAAUGUUAUUGCAAAGAUGGAUAUUUUGAUGAUGGUACAAAUGCAUAAUGUUAAACAUGUUCAUACAGAUGCAGAACUUGUGUUGGUAAUUUAGAUAAAUGUUUGAGUUGUCCAUUAAAUACUAAUAGAAAAUAUGAUUCUACAAAAAAUACUUGUAAGUGUUAGUCAUCAUUUUCUGAUAUUGGUGUUCCUGUUUGUAUGAAAUGUCAUGCAAGUUGUUAAGAAUGUUAAACUUUAGCCACAUUUUGUCUUUAAUGCAACACAAAUAAAACAUUUAGAAUAGACAACAGCAGCAUUAAUAACACUUGUCCUUGUUAAGAUGGCUAUUAUGAUGAUGGAAUGAAUACUGUAUGUAAAUUAUGCCAUCCUUAAUGUGAUACUUGCUCUCAAUUUUAAGUAUGCACUUCAUGUAAUGUAACAUAUGGACGAGUGGAUAAAAGUGCUAUAGAUAAUACAUGUCCAUGUAAUGAUGGAUUCUAUGAUGACAAUCUUAAUAAAUAAUGUUAGACUUGUCAUUAUACUUGCAAGACUUGCAUAGAAAAAAACACAAAAUGUGUAACAUGUAAUACUAUUGGAACAUAGAGAUAAAAUGCCACAGAUUCAUGUCCUUGCAAUGUAGGAUAUUAUGAUAAUGGCAAUUUAAUAUGUGAGAUUUGUCAUUAUAAAUGUGCAACUUGUUCAUAAUAAAGUACAUAUUGUACUUCUUGUCCUUUAAGUAGAUAAGGUACAAAUUGUGAUUGUAAAAUUGGAUAUAUAGAAAAUGGAGUUAAAGAAUGUACAGCCUGUUAUUUUAAAUGUGGACUUUGUACACUUAGUGAUUUGAAUACUUGUUUAGCUUGUAAUUUAAAUCGAAUCAAUUUACCUAUUUGCGAUUGUGAUUCUGGUUAUUAUGAAUUAAAUAAUGAAUGCUUACCUUGCCCUAAUAAAUGCUUAUCAUGUGAUUCCACAAAAACUUGUUAACUUUGCAAAGGGGAUAGACUUAAUAAUCCAGUUUGUUAUUGUCCUGAUGGUUAUUAUGAAGAUGAGAUUUCUAUUAAUUGUAAAGUCUGUUUUGGAAAUUGCUCUACAUGCAACAAAGACAGUUGUCUAACAUGUAAAGGAAAUAGAAUUUUAGAGCCCUUACAAUGUUCAUGUCCUCAAAAUUCAAUAAGUCAUAUAGAAACACCUUUUUGUUCAGAUUGUGAUGUAGCUGUAAUCUCUGCUUAAUUUAGCAGUGAUUUAAGUAUAAUUUAUUUUACAUUUCCAUUCAAUGUACAAUUUGUAUCAAUUAAGAAAGUCACUCCUUAUUCAGCUUGCUCCUAAAUAUUUCCUCCAAGUACAUAUUCAACAUUAGGUCCUUCUCCUUUAUGUUCAAUAAUUUAAGAAAACAUUUUAAUAGUAGAAUUAUCUGAACAAAGUAGUAUAACUGUAAGCACAACCAUAUAAUUUAACUCUGAUAUAUUAUUAAAAACAGGAUGCAGCUCUGCAAUAUCUUCUUUUAUUUUGAUUAAUUUCUCUUACAAUCCUGUGAAAAUGGAUCCUGUAUUUGAAUUAACAACCUAUAGUGAUCCAAUUACUCUUUGUUAAGAUAUACCAAUCAAUAUAAUCAAUAAAUUUGUUGAUGGAAGAAGAAAUUUUACAGGAAUAUCUUGGAGUAUUGUUAAAAUGUAUCCAUAAACAUCAUCUGUAUCUUUAUAUUUAACAGGGCUCUUUGCUGAAGCUAAUGCAAAUAAUUAUUAAUCUAUUACAAUAGCUCCUCUCUCUUUAAGUGAAUAUGGCACAUAUGUAAUUCAACUAAAGGCUAAAAAUUUUAGAGAUUAAGUUUAUACUGCACAAACAACAAUCUAAACAGAAUCAUUUGAAUCACCAAUCAUAAAAAUUGAUCCAGAAUAAUAAUAUAUAUUUGGUAGAUGGGAAGAUUUAUCAUUCACAGUUACCCUUAAACAUGUAUCAUGUUAUACUGACUCUGUUAUUGAAAUUUUUGAUGCAAUAAGAGUUAAUUGGACUGAAAUAGCUAAGACUCCCCAAGAUACUCCUAGUGUGCUUAAGGAAUCUGUAAUCUCUGAAACUGAUGGUAUGACUUUUCUCAGCACUUUAAGAAUACCAGCAUAUACAGCAGCAAUUAGUUCUACUUACACAAUUUAAGUUACAGCGUCACUUACUAAUAAACCUAUCAAGACAUCAAUAUAAUUUACAAUAACAAUAAUUAGUAGUCCUAUGUAGGCUUACAUUUAAGGUGGAACAAGAACUUAAUCUUUUAAUGAUUAUACAAUUCUGAAUGGGUUUUGUAGGGAUCCUGAUCUUGAUUAUCCAUGGAACAAAGAUCCUGAUAUAACAUUUAAUUGGAGAUGUAUAAAUCUAGCCACUAGUGAAAGUUGCACAGAUUCAAAUAAAGAACCCUUAGAAUUAAAUGUAACUGAUUCUACUCAGACUUUUAAACCUAGAGUCUUAGAUCCCUAUUAACCACUAUAAUUUGUUAUGAGAAAUACUAAAAAGUCAACUAUAUUAAUUACUUAAAUUAUUUUGUUGGUUAUUGAAAAUGAUUUACCUAAUAUUUAAGUAAGUUAUCCAUCAGGAUAUGAUAGUAGAUAAAUAUUAUUACAUGAGGAACUCAAUUUUACUUUAGCAACAACUGUUGAUCCUGAUUCCUUAAAGUAUUUUUGUUAAAUUAUAUACAACUACAAUAUUGUGGCAUCAUUUACAUUUAAGUUUUUAUAAGUUAAAUUUCGUAUUUGGGACUAUUGGGAAGAUACUGAUCAAUCAAUUAAUGGAAUCUAAAUUAAAAUGGCUGCUAAAGAUAUUUAUCAUUAUAUGCCAUCAACUUCAUCUGUUAAUUUAUUAUUGAAUAUACCACCCAGUAAUUGUAAAUUUACUAUAAUUCCAUCUACUGGAACAUCUAUAACUGAUCUAUUUGUUUUGUCAGUUACCAAUUGUAAUGAUGUUUAGCUUCCUUUAUAAUAUCAAUUUCAUAUUUAUUCAAGUCAAAAAACAUUAGACAAUGAUAAUUUAAUAGGAGAAACAAUAAAUAAAAAGUCAAUAACAGAUAAAUAAUAAAGUCCUUAAUUAUAAUUAGUAUUACCAACUCCUAUAAAUCCUGAUAGUAGUAUAGCUUAUGAAUUAGUACUUGUAGCUAGUAUUUUUGAUAAUAAUAAUGGAAUGAAGAAUCUUACAAAAACAGUUAAAAUUAAUAGUAUUUAUUAAAAAGUAGAAACAUCAGAUUUUUUAUCUAUUUUAUUAUAAAUUAGAAGAGCACUUAAAUUAAGUGAUACAAUAGAUGAAUCAUCUCUUCCUUCAUUAUUUAUUGGAAGUUAAGAAUUAUCAACUUUAUAUAAUUAAUUAUAACCAGAAAAAAAAGCAUAAAUGAAAAGUAUUCUUAAGGAUAUUUAUAAUAUAUUAUAAUCAUUUUAAGGUAAAAUGACAAGUAAAGUUUUAGAAGAAUCACUUUUAUCAUCUAUAGCAGCUAUUGGUAGAACUGGUAUUAAUUAUGAAAUGGAUGAUUCUGAUGUUGUUGAUUUUUAUACAAUUAAAUAAUAAAUUAAGAAAACAGUUAAAUAAUUAAAUAGAUAAAUUAAUGAAUUAGAUUAUUUUUUAAAAUAAAAAUCAAAAUCAGGAGGAUCAACAUCAAAAUUUGAAGAUGCAAUUAAAGCAUUAGAUAAUACAUUAUUAAAUAGUGGUUUUGUAACUGAUACUAUAUUUAAUGCAAUUAAAAAUAAUUAAUUUUAAGGAGCAGAUGUUACAGAUGCAGAUGUUAAUUUAUUAAAAGAAUAAAUAUAAUAAAUCAAUAAAUUAGUAGCAAUUGCUACUUUAAAGAGAAGUUUAGCUAAUGAAAAGCCUAGAUAAUAUGCAGGUUAAUAAAUGGGUAUGUAAGCAUAUAAAUCUACACCUGCUUAAAUAAAUAAAAUAUUAAGUGGAUCUAUAACACCAAGAUUUUUUGGAGGCAGCUCUUAGGAUACGUCAACUAAUGGUUUAUAAGGAACUGGAAGCGAGGAUAAUUUAAAUUUAGAAGAAGAAGAAGAUGAAAUAAAUUAUGAUGAAUAUCUUUCUAUUUUAAAUGGAACAUAUAAUAAAAAUGACACAAAUAGUACAAAUAGUACAACUAAUACAAAUAGUACAAAUUCAGGAGGUUAAAGAAGACUUCUUUAAUUUGUUGAUUGGAUUUAAAAUAAAAAUAAUGUUGAUUAUUUAAGAAAUUUAUAAUAAAUAGAUCCUGUUGCUGUUAAAUAAUAUGAAGUUAGUAUGUCUAAUUUUGCAACAAGUCCUAAUUUAAAUGAUCCUAAAUUUUAAACUUAACUUAAAGUUAAUUAAACAAAUGAAGUUUCAAACACAUCAAAUAUAACUCGUGAUUAAUCAAUAGUUAGUAAUUUUGGUACAAUAUAACCAAAUAUCACAAUGACAGAAGGUGGUUAAAGUACAGAAAUAAAAACACUUGAUGGUCAAACUAUUAAAUUAUCAUUUCAAGCUCCAUAAAAUGAUAGUGCUAAUUCAACUAUGGAAUGUUUAUCUGAGUCUAAAGAUACUUGGGAAACUGGUACAUGUAAAAUAAAGAAAGAUGUGGAUUCUAAAGGUAAUAUAGCAUAUGUUUGUGAUUGUGUUGUUGUUAAUCCUACAACAGUCAUAACAAAAUUAGAUAGUUUUAUUUCAAACAAGCUAAGUUCAGUAUUCAAUGCUGAUUCUUUUGAUAUCUUUUUACAAAUUUAGUUUUGGAAAUAUGCAAUUUUCUAUAUAGCUAUUGGAUUUACAGGUGCUUAUGUAGCACUCAUGGUUAUUGGAUUAAGAAAGGAUAAUUAAGAUUUUAUAGAAGAAAUUACUAAGGAAUUAGAUAUUAACACUAAUUAAAAUACUAAUUUGCUCAAUUUAAAGAAAGAAAUUCAUGAUAUAGUAAUAGAAGAGAAAAGUAUAGAAGAUUCUGCGGAACAUGAAAAUGAAAUAAAUCCAGUUAUUCAAUCUGCCGAAUAUCCUAAACUAGCUUUACUUAGUUUAAAAGCACCAAUGAAUGUUUAAUUCAAACUAGAUGAUAAAGGGAAUUUAAUUGUUCCUGAUGAAGAAAAUACAGGUUUAAAUCAACAUGAAAUUCAAAGUUUAUAAGUCGAAAGAAAUAGAAAUAAAAUAAAUUUUAAAUAAGUUCAAGAUUAAUUAUAAUAACAUUAAUUAUAUAAUCCUACAACAAAUAAAUAAUCAGGAAGAGCAACAGAAUUAUCAAAAGUAAUAAAAAAUGUAUAUACAAUUCAUGAUUUAAAAUAUUAACAUGGUUAAUAAAUAAAACUUAAACCAUUAACUUUAAAAGUACUUUGGGAAGGAAUAUUGGUAAUAUUUUAUAUAUUAAUAUUAGACUCUUCAUAGAGUAUUAUAAAUAUUGAUGUUAUAUGAUGAUAUAAUAAGUAGACCAGCUAGAUUUGCUUUAAUAUAUGCUAAAACUAUUUUAGUAUUAGCAUUAUCUGCAUUAUUUUCAGGUAAUAUGGGACCUGUUUAUGGUACUCUUAUAUCAGUUGGAAUUGGUUAAGUUAUUAAUGUUAUUUUAUCUAUUAUUACAGUUACAAUGAAAGCAUCACCAAUUCUUAAAUUUUUAGGUAUUUUAUUAACAAUUGCAAUUUCUGCUGUUUGUUGGUUUAUUGUAUUAAUGCUUUCUGCAAGUAUGGAAGAAACAUAAGUAUUUUUUAUUAUUAAUAUUAUUUUAGGCAAAUAUGUGGGCAGUUUAAUUUGCAUCAACAUAAGUUAUUGAUCUAAUCAUAGUUGAAUUCCUUGUUAUUUCUCUUAAACUUGCUAUCUAUCCUUGGGCAAUUAAGGCAUUAAAUAAUCCUGAAGAAAGUGCCUCUAAAUUUUUAGCCAAUUUAGUUUUUAUAAUUGUUGCCCAACCAUAGAUUUAGAAGUUUUUUGAGGUGGAAGAUAAACACGAAGAUAAUUUAGAAGCCUGA
Messenger RNA from Paramecium primaurelia, 9893 nucleotides. The record is from the annotation of a GenBank genome assembly. NCBI's taxonomy places the organism in Eukaryota, Ciliophora, Oligohymenophorea, Peniculida, Parameciidae.